UACAGGAAGGGGCAUUAUUAACAAGGAAAACUAAAGAUCCGCGCUUAAAUAUGACCCCUCCCCCUCUCCAAGCCGAUGACACAAGCAGAAUCUUCUCUCUCUCUCUCUCUCUCAUUACUAAGUCUAGAUUCUGCAACUUCGCAUCCAUUCAAUGACGUAAAGAAAGCUCAAAAGCCUUGCGUGUCUGAAACCUGAGAGAGGGGAAAAGAAAGAGACAGAAACAUUCUUGUUAGAGCUUCGCAGUAUCUCCGCCUCAGACUUGGGUGCGCAGAGAUCAGUGAGAAUUUGGUAGUUCUUCCAUGUUUAUGAGUGACUUCUUCCGUAGUAAUCCUGGGAAAGCCUGGAGAACUCUUGGACGGACUCUUCGACUGCAUCCAUGAGAUCACUUCCCUCGCCUUCUCUAGGAUGAGCGACUCUGCUUACAGAGUUGAAACCACGUCGCGUCUCGCUCAAUGGAAGAUCGACAAUUUGGCUUCUUGUACCUACCGGAAAUCCGAUCCCUUCAAAAUCGGAAAUUGGAAUUGGUAUUUAGCAGUGGAGAAGAAUCGGACAUUGUCUAUUAAACUAUAUCCAGAGAUUUCUAAUCUGACGAGAGAGAAACCCCCAAUUGCUUCCUUCAGCAUUCGAGUCCUCUGCUCUGUGGGAGAUCGCAAGGCUCUUGUUCACCCAGGGGUAACAGACAAGCCGCUAAAGAACACCGACGAUUUUGUCUGGACGAUCGAGACUCCACUGACUGGGAAGUUCAUCAUCGAUGUCGAGUUUCUUGAUCUGAAGGUCAUAUCGCCAAACGGUGGUGAACCUUGUUCCAUCUGGGCUGAAGGAUUCAUCCAAAAACAGUCGAAUGAAGGAGCUUUAGGAUCCCUUGGCCGAAUGUUGUCUGAAAGCAUCCACACAGACAUAACAAUCAAUGCCUCUGAUGGGAGCAUUGGAGCGCACCGUUCCGUCCUUGCAGCACGAUCACCUGUCUUCCGCAGUAUGUUUGCACAUGACCUCAAAGAGAAGGAACUCUCAACCAUAAACAUCUCUGACAUGUCAAUCGAUGCUUGCCAGGCCUUCCUAGAUUACAUCUAUGGGAUCAUCCAACAUGAUCAGUUUCUCACCCACCGACUAGCACUCCUUCGUGCAGCCGAUAAGUAUGACAUCUCUGUCCUGAAAGAGGCAUGCCAUGAGAGCCUUUUAGAAGAUAUUGAUAAUAAAAAUGUACUUGAGAGGCUACAGAGUGCAUCUCUUUAUCAAUUACCAAAACUAAAGAGUAGCUGCAUGAGGUACCUUGUGAAGUUCGGUAAGAUAUUUGACAUUCGAGAUGAUUUCGAUUGCUUUCUGCAAUGUGCAGACAGAGAACUCAUAGCAGAGAUCUUCCAUGAGAUUCUUGCAACUUGGAAAGGUUUCUGAAACACUGCUGAAGGAUAAAAGAAGUGUUCAUGUGAAAAUAGUUUGAUGUGUAUAACAUGUAUGGCUGGGCAGAAUUCUUUAUGCAGGAUUUGUUUCAUGAAGAUAUUCUUUUGUUCAGGAUACUUGGUUAAAUGCUGAUGUACAUCAUUCUUUACACGAAACUAAUAUGUAUGCCUGAACUAGAUUUAUUGUCAGAAGAAAUGUAAAUUAAGAUGUAUGAUUAAACUAGAUUGUUGGUCAGAAGAAAUAUAAAUGAAGACAUUAUUGCUUGUUUGUAGUAUCA
Messenger RNA from Macadamia integrifolia, 1675 nucleotides. Its product is annotated as BTB/POZ domain-containing protein At1g55760-like. Bases 406 to 1392 code for a protein of 328 amino acids. Gene Ontology annotation, molecular function: protein binding. NCBI's taxonomy places the organism in Eukaryota, Viridiplantae, Streptophyta, Magnoliopsida, Proteales, Proteaceae. The transcript is spliced from 4 exons. The record is from RefSeq and is a predicted model, not a curated record.